AUGGUCCGAACCAAGCGGAUCAGGUGCGUGAGGCUGCCGGCUUCAGCUGCUGCAGGGAGAAUGCUGUUUGUCACUGUAGUGCCUUCAGUGGGGCAGGGAGCUUAUCCGCGCUCGCCACAUCAGCUGCUGCAGCACAGUUGCUGCACAUGGACUCGUGUUACAUACUGUAACCAGUUGGCCUGUGAGUGGAUUUGGAUCCAGGCGCUAAAGAAAGUGAUGUUUUGUGGAGGACACAGAGCCGUGAGGGACCAGAGCGCUCCAAGACGCUGCUGCAGUGACGAGCUACAGGGGGGUGUGGGGGGUGUGUACUUUAGUGAAACACCGCGUUCGGUCAACUCGGAACCAAAAUACCCCGAAACAACUCUGGAGACGCCUCUGGAGAAGGGUGAACAGUGGGAACCGACCGAGGUGAAAGAGUCCCCCCCUGAAGAUACAGCCUCUUUUCCCGCAGAGAAUGCAGCCAGCCCCGCGGCUCACGGGACGGAGGAUUUUCAAGAAGAGCUGGUGAUCAGACCUCUUCAUUCCGGAGACAUUUACGCCAGCUUCCAGUUCCGCACUGCCUGGGAAACUGACUUCAUGAACGGAAACAAAGUCUUCGUCACCUUCCCAGAUUACCCACAAUGCACCAGCUGCCGCCACUGUCCGCUCAGAGUGGAGGUGGCUGACCAGCAGAGAGUGCUGAGGACGGGAUGCCUGGUGACUGGGGUCCACACUCCACCAAUCAGGAGGAACAGCAAACUGGCUACGAUAGGGCGACUCUUCAAGCCCUGGAAGUGGAGGAAAAAGAAAAAUGAAAAGCUGAAGCAAAGUUCAACAGAUGUAGCAUUAUCCAGCAGUCUUCUGUGCCAUGACCCCUCCUCGCCCACCCAGGGCUGCUGCUCAGACGGGACACUGCUGGUCGGAAGCUUUGGGGGUUCUCUUGGUGCUAAUCUCACAGUGAGCAGCGUUGAAUACCUGGGACCAGACGAGAACCAUCUCUCUCCAGUGAGCAGCCCGCUGCAGGAUGGAGGUUGUGUGGAGGAGAACAUGGCUCUGUCAGAGGAGGCCCGGGGCGAUGAGCCACACCCCACGGGAGAGCUCCCCGAUGGACUACAGGAUGGAUCUGAGCCUGGAGAAGAUUCCACAGAGCAGGACCUGGCAACAGAGACGUCACCUCCACAAGUACCUCCAAAACUAAUGUCCCUGCACAACUCAGGGGAAGACCCUGGUCCUAUGUCGCUGCCUACACAUUUGCCUAACUCCUACCUCCAGCCCAAAGAGCCUCCACUCCGGGCCCCAGAAACCAUGGUGACGAUGCCCCUGCCACUAAGAGGGCCCCUCUGCAACCAAUCAGGCUCGCCGCACCUCAACAUGAUUCACCCACCCAUGCCCCCUAGCUGUAUAAUGGAGGAACUGCAGAGAGCUUUCGCUUCCAAGAACAGACAAGAGAGCGUUCACGAGGGCUGUGAACAGAGUGUGUGGAGCUCGGACGGCCGGCUGUCCCGCUCCUGUAGCUCUGUGGGGGGGUCAGACUGGCCCAAGAAGGAGGCGGAUGAAAACAAGGAGAACGUUCGGCUGGACCAAUGCUUCUCCAUCACCUCCGGCCUUCCCUUUGACCUGGAGAGCUGGAACGAUUCCGUCAUCUCUGGCACGCUUCCUCGCAGGUUAAGGAAGGAGUUGCUUGCAGUGAAACUACGAAACCGGCCGAGCAAACAGGAGCUGGAGGACAAAAACAUUUUCCCAGCACGUAGCGACCAAGAACGCCAGGAAAUACGCCAACAGAUCGAGAUGAAGCUUGCCAAGUAA
This is a messenger RNA of Knipowitschia caucasica, 1785 nucleotides long. Lineage: Eukaryota; Metazoa; Chordata; Actinopteri; Gobiiformes; Gobiidae. The record is from the annotation of a GenBank genome assembly.